Messenger RNA from Hyaloperonospora brassicae, 420 nucleotides. The record is from the annotation of a GenBank genome assembly. Lineage: Eukaryota; Oomycota; Peronosporomycetes; Peronosporales; Peronosporaceae.
AUGCCCCAUUACGUUGCGAUUGAUGCACGAGUCAGCCUGAGUAGGGACCAACGCCUCUCGGUCUGGAGCAGUCCUCCCAUCCACUCGAGUGGAGCACAGCACCUCAUCCCGCAGCCGUAUCGGGGAAAAAAGCCACUGCGAGCACGCAGCAAUUCUUUCGCCAUUGCAUCCCUUCAGGCGGCCACUCCUGAGUCACCUGUGAAUCAGUUUGCUCAGACGAUGGGCCCAGAGCGAAGCCCACCGACAACGGACACUUCGGGGCGUCGUGGCACGACUCCAGCCAUGGCAACCGAUUUCUCCUUAGGCGACCCGUGGGAAUUGAGGCGCGCGGCGGUAUCGAACCGAAAGAGCGUGUGGCGUCGACUUACAGCAAACGUCGACAAGUGUCUCCUUCGAGUCGUCAGCAAAUUUUACAAAUGA